Grosmannia clavigera kw1407 is the source of this 1860-nucleotide messenger RNA. Its product is annotated as WD repeat protein. The record is from RefSeq and is a predicted model, not a curated record. Gene Ontology annotation, cellular component: nucleus. Gene Ontology annotation, molecular function: protein binding. The transcript is spliced from 4 exons. Lineage: Eukaryota; Fungi; Ascomycota; Sordariomycetes; Ophiostomatales; Ophiostomataceae. Bases 1 to 1860 code for a protein of 619 amino acids.
AUGACAGACGACGCAGCCAAACAGCUAGCCCGACCGCGCGCCCGUUCCAGCGCCAGCCCCUACAAAGACCGCUGUAAGCUGGGGCAUUCAGCCCGCGGCCGAGAAGAAACAACCCCGCCACUCCCCGGAGCUUCUUGGAGCCAUACCACUUGGUUGGGCGACCAGCCGCCUUUGAGCAGCAGACACCACCACGACCAGAGAGUUGUGUGCGCGCGGCCAGCUGCACAGUCUCGCUUUCUUUUCGUUUCUGCCGCCGCCGACGCAGUUGCAGGCGCAAGUCGCAAAGUCGCUAGCCGCCGAGCUUUGCGAAUCUGGGCUUCGGCUUGGCAGAAAACCCGACAACAAAACAGCAAAAGCAAGGGCACCCGGCGACAGCCCCUGUCCCAUUCGACGCGGCCUAUCGAGCGCAUCUCUCUCGCGCGUCCUCUCUCGUCCUGCGACAGUCGUUGUCAUCCGCUGCUGCCAUCCGGCCGCAGCCCGCCCACAGCCCGCGACGAUGAACACGUCCGUCCCCAACAUCCUCCGGCCAGGAGGGUCGAGAAACACGCCGCUGGGUCUGGCCGACAUCCGACCCCGAGCCGACUAACGACCCUCUCGGACGGCUUCUCGAGCGGCUAUGACCCCGCCAACAGCCAGCCGGGCACCAGCAACUACAUGACGCCCUGGGCCAUGUACGCCUUUGACUGGUGCCGAUGGCCAUCGUCGGGCAACGGAGCCGGCAAGCUGGCCAUUGGCAGCUACCUCGAGGAUGGCCACAACUUUAUUCAAAUCCUCGACACCCACAUCACGCAGACCCCCAUGGACGCCUUCUCGCCCGGCACGUCCAAGUUCUCGAUGGAGUUCACCAAGGUGGCCGAGGCUACGCACACGUAUCCGGUCACGCGGCUGCUCUGGGAGCCGCCGUCGCCGCAGAAGCAGUCAACUGACCUGCUUGCCACGUCGGGCGAUCAUCUCCGGCUCUGGUCGCUGCCGUCUGAUACGCCGUCCGGCGGAACUAGCAGCAGCACCAUCGGUCGCGGCCGGGCUGACGCUCCGCCCACUAAACUCACGCCGCUCGCCCUGCUGUCCAACUCCAAGACGCCCGACCAUACGGCGCCGCUGACCUCGCUCGAUUGGAACACCGUCUCGCCCAGCCUCAUCAUCACGUCCAGCAUCGAUACCACCUGUACCAUCUGGGACAUCCCCUCGCUUACGGCCAAGACCCAGCUCAUCGCCCACGACAAGGAGGUCUAUGAUGUCCGCUUCUGUGCCAACAGCAUGGAUGUCUUUGUCAGCUGUGGCCAGGACGGUAGCGUCCGUAUGUUCGACCUGCGCAGCCUCGAACACAGCACCAUCAUCUAUGAGCCCACCGGCAAAGAUGAAAGGGAUGCCCAAGGCGGCAGGAUAAGUCCCACGCUCGCCCAGCAGACAAUGUCCCAUCCCCCCCCGCUCCUGCGCCUGGCUACGUCCCCUCACGACACCCACCUGCUCGCCACCUUUGCCCAGGACUCAGACGUUAUCCGCAUCCUCGACGUCCGCCAGCCCGGUCAAGCCCUGCUCGAGCUGCGCGGCCACGGCGGCGCCGUCAACUGCGUCGAGUGGUCGCCACACCGCCGCGGCAUGCUAGCUUCGGGCGCCGAUGACUGCCAGGUCCUGAUCUGGGACUUGCUUAACAGCGGCAACACAGCUGCUGCUCCCGUCCCUCCCGGCGUCCCCGCCAACGGAGGCCCACAGCCCGACAACGCGCGCGCACCCGUCGCCGCCUGGCAGUGCGACUAUGAAGUCGGAAACCUCGGCUGGGUUCCCCGGCUGUCAAACAGCGACUACGGCGAAUGGCUGGGCGUCAGCGGCGGUCGGGGCAUCUGGGGCGUGCGCUUCUGA